UUCAGUAGUCAGGACUUCAAAAGCCUGUGCGCUACUGAAGCAUUAGCGGCUUAGUCGGGUACAGGUACAUCACAGUAAUUUUGUUUGCGGCAUUGAGGCUAAGGUAAACAGCUAAGGUAAACACAAGCACGUUUCUGUUUUCUGAUGGUUUGAUGACUUUUUUAUUUAUUUAUUGACAGUCUUCGGUUCUCUUCUUUAUGGAGUUCCCUGACGACUUAGCAGAUGUCACGGAUAAGAUAGUUCUACUGUUCAACGAAACGCUUUUACAGGGAAAUCUCAGUGCAUUCGACGACACGUACGGACGUCUUCCUACAAGCGUUAGGAUCACUAUUGUAGUGGUCUAUUUAAUUGUGUGCGUGGUGGGGCUCGUGGGAAAUUGUCUGGUCAUGUAUGUCAUCAUCAGAUACACAAAGAUGAAGACAGCCACCAACAUCUACAUCUUCAAUCUGGCACUGGCCGAUGCCCUGGUGCUGGCCACAUUGCCUUUCCAGGGCACAGAUGUUCUGCUGGACCUCUGGCCUUUUGGCCUGGCUCUGUGCAAAGCUGUGGUGGCCAUUGACUAUUACAACAUGUUCACCAGCGUCUUCACUCUAACCGUCAUGAGCGUGGAUCGCUACAUUGCCGUGUGCCACCCGGUGCACUCACUGGCCGUGCGCACCCCCCACAGGGCCAGGCUGGUCAACCUUGCUGUGUGGGCACUGGCUUCUGCCAUCGGGGUGCCUGUGAUGAUCAUGGGGCAAGUGGAGGCGGAGUCCAACGGUAGUCAUCACCUCAACUUUAGCUGUACUGAAUGCAUGGUGGUUCUACCUGACCCUCUAAGCUCCGCUGAGCCUGUGUUCGGUACCUGCGUGUUCCUCUUCUCCUUUUUAAUCCCAGUGGUCAUCAUUAGCGUGUGCUAUGGCCUGAUGGUGCGCCGCCUGCAUAGCGUGCGCCACCUCUCCGGCUCCCGUGAGAAGGACAGGAACCUUAGGAGGAUCUCCCAGAUGGUGCUGGCUGUGGUGGCUGCCUUCGUGCUCUGCUGGAUGCCUGUGCAGGUGCUGGCUCUGCUCCAGGCCUUGGGGAAGACAGACCUAGGGAGCAGCCCCACUGCCAUUGCCGCAAUGCACUUCUGCAUCGCCCUGGGUUAUGCCAACAGCAGCCUCAACCCCCUCCUCUAUGCUUUCCUGGAUGAAAAUUUCAAACGCUGCUUUAACGAGUUCUGCAUGCCAACUGGCUCUGCCCUGGAGCUAGAGGUACAGAGGAAGGACUCUGUUAGGAAGGUGGAGGGAGGAGGGGACAGAGAGCAAGAGUGUAGACAAGGAAAUGGAGGGGUUACGAAAGCUUGUGCCAUUCCCAGGUGUGAGGAAUAGAACUGGAAUUUCCUGUUAAAAGUGAAUGUUCACAGCCUCACACCCAUCUGUAGAUAGAUGUAUUUUCUGUAAAGGUACCUCCCUGGUUCUUUGGGCUUAAAAGAAACCAGUGGGACUUAAGUAAUGGUAAAGCCACUCAUGAUUCUGGACAAAAUGGCGUAGAGUUUUUUCAUGUGAAAUAAUGCAUGCCCGUUACAGUACCUUAAACAGUAUGGACCUUUUAUUAACACUACAAGACAUAAUGCUCCUAUUAGUAAUAUUAGGCAAACACAUAUUGCUGCCUAGCUGCAAAUUAACUAUCUAUAUGUCAGCCUUUUCUGAAAGCGUAUAUGACUGCAAAGAUUUAACAUUAUUAAAUGUCUGGCUAUAACACAAAUCUUCUCUUUAUUUUGUAUGUGCAGUUAGUUUGAAAAAAAUGUUUUCCCAGGCUUUUGUCUUGAGAAAACAGUUUGGGAUUAGCGUUAUUAUUUCUUUGAAACCCUUUUUCAAUUUUAGUCAAUUAUUAUAUUGUACCUUGACUAUAUUUUAACACAAUAGCUAAUGUUUAGAAUUACUUCUAAAAUGUUCAGACCAUGGAAAUUAUCAGAAUUGAUAGCUUUAUUGUUUUGGUUUUAAUCUUUUUAUUUACUAUAUUCUGUAUUAUUUUCUAGGUUUGGGUAGUCCUAAUGAAUAAAGAAAGACUAUAGGGAAUAUUUUGAUCAAUUGCAGUAAAUAUUUAAUGAGUCAUUCAAAUAAUUUAUCUUACAGCCUGAAGGCUAAUUGUUAUGUCAAUAUUGUUUAUGCAAGUCAUUUCUUGAGUAGUUGCAUCCAGUGUGUGCUUGUGAGAAAAAUACAAGAUAACCCUAUGGGUAAAAUCUUUAUUAAUGAUUACAGACGUCACAGGCCAUGAUUGCCAUCUGGGGAAAUGACCUGCCUAACCGUGCUUCAUGGAAAUUUGUCCAUUAACAUUUCACCAUGUUCAUGCAUGUUUGCCAUAUAGUGUCAUUAGACUGAAAAUCUUUACUACAUAAAUGGUAAGUGUGAGGAUCAACUAUUAUAAAAUUAUGACCAUCAGGGAAAUAUGUUUUCAGAAUUGUUCUUUUUAAUUGUUGGCCAUCCUUAAAAUGCACAUUGUUUAAAAACUGAAAACAUACAACCCACAAUCAAGUAGGCUAGCUUUCAAAACUUUUAAAAAAUCUCCUUAAAACUGGCAGUUAACCUUUAUACUAUUCAGGAAAAAUAUUAUUUACUUUCUCUUUUUUAAUAUUAUUUACUUUCUCUGGUUCUUUGUGUAUAGAGAUAAUAGUGUUAAUGCAUAAGGUAAUACACAUCAAUAGCGACUAAUAAAGCAACACCUAAAUAAUUUCUUGCUGACCUAUAAACACAAUGCUAUAUAUGGACUAUUGACACAUUUGCUCUAUAAAGUGACAUAUUUAUGUGUUGACCAGACUAUAGACUAUAUAUAAAUAGACUACAGAUUAUAAAAAAUGCUACUAUUUUAGAAGUAUGCUAAGGUUCCUGUUUAAAUAUUUGAGCUAUCUUAGAAACAAACAGACCCAUUGUGCGUAGGCGAUUUAUUUAAAGAUGAACCCUAACAUCUAAAAUAAGGCUCACUCUCCUGUAACUAUGACUAUGUAAGUCACACAAACACAGGCUAUAUUCAUGGGGGUGAGAUAUUCUCUUGAUUCACACCGUUUUAACCAAUACCUCUAUAGAUGUACUGUCAUCCAGAUAAACAGAUAAACUGCAGGAUGAACACCACAGGUUUGCUGCAUAAAACAAAGCUCACUGCCCACACCUGCGGACACUCUGAUGGACACUGAUGGAGCAUAGUCAUGUGAGAGAGAGUUAUUUCUGUUCUCACAUUGCUCUGCAGUGCAUGAAGGUUGAGGAGUUAGUGCAAGAUGCAAACUGGGGGGGGGGGCGUGUAAACACUAGACAGAGGGUGACUCAGAGAUAAUAACAGGCUAAGGAAGGAACACCACCCAUACUAAAACACCCCACAGCUUCAAACCAGCUUUUUUUCCAUCUCCCUCAUGCAAACUUGUCAGUGUAUUUUUGCAACUGUUUAAGGUUUUCUAUAAAAUAACUUGCAGUGUGGACUUUUUUGAUCAAAGGAGGCUUUCACAUAUUUUGGGUUAUAGUGUCUUCUUUUACUGAAAUUCCAUUGGCUUUAUCUGUUUGCUAUAUUUGCAUUGCUACAUUACAUACUGUAUCUAUUUAACCUUGCCUUCUGUAAAUCAGUCUUUGUGAUUCGUUAAGUUCAGUGUAGAUGGUGAUUUGAACAGAUUAAUAAUUGCAGAGACAGGGCAAGUUCAACACACUAAGUAGAAGACUAAAAGAACUGAUGAAGGAAGAGUGUGAUUCUUGCUCAUCAAAGAUCUGUCUUAUCAGUAAAGACUUUUUUUUAUCAGUAAAGAACUGUCUCAUGAGAACUUUGCAAUAAAACCUUGUCAUGCCACCAGGUGCAACAGAUGAUUGCACAGUAUUUUUGUGAGGUAAAGGAACCCUUAGAAAAAGUUAAAAUCACAGCAAACGUUAAAAGAAAAUAGGCCAAUAGUCAGCUCAAUGAUUAGACAUAUGGAAAAAAUAUGUUGCAUUUCUGCCACUGUGUGGUUAGUCAUGGUGUAUGCAGCUUGCUGGUCCUCUCACAUUUCGGUCCACAGAUCAUUAACAAGAAACUGUAAGUCCUCAACUGUGGAUGGCCUUUGGGUACAUGAGC
This is a messenger RNA of Electrophorus electricus (electric eel), 4050 nucleotides long. Its product is annotated as delta-type opioid receptor. Lineage: Eukaryota; Metazoa; Chordata; Actinopteri; Gymnotiformes; Gymnotidae. The record is from RefSeq and is a predicted model, not a curated record. Gene Ontology annotation, biological process: sensory perception of pain; neuropeptide signaling pathway. Gene Ontology annotation, cellular component: plasma membrane; neuron projection. Gene Ontology annotation, molecular function: nociceptin receptor activity; neuropeptide binding.